AUGCAUUAUUACAAGAUUUCGAAAGCGUCGACUGUCACCAUCGCGGCUCUGCAGACACCUUCAAUUGGACGUUUUCAGGGUCUUCCUCACAGCCCCGUGAAGAAUGGUGAAUAUUAUUUGUAUUCCUCGGGAACAGGAAGUUCGACGGGCGCUUUGUUUUUAGAAGCAAUUCCCUUGUUGCUUUCCUCCCCUGCUAUUUCAUUUAUGCCUCGAACCUCAUUUGCUGGUGCUUCAUAUCUUUCAUUUCCUCCUGCUUCAGGAACCGGUUGGCUGUUACUGUUAUUCUUCGUGCCUUUUCGCCUCGUGAGAAUGAAAAACAAUGCAGCGCCAAAGAUUAUUGGCACGCCAACUCCGAUGCCCACUCCAAGUCCUAUCUUUUCUCUGGCUGGCAUGUCGUUAGAGCUGGAUGAAGAAGAGCUGGGGCCGCUGGAAGAAGUCGAGCCAGCAGGAUUCGUUGAAGUGGCAUAUAAGUCUGAUGGGACUGGGAUGGAGUGA
Molecule: messenger RNA, 495 nt
Organism: Penicillium angulare
Lineage: Eukaryota; Fungi; Ascomycota; Eurotiomycetes; Eurotiales; Aspergillaceae
Exons: 1
Coding region: 1-495 (164 amino acids)
Source: RefSeq, a predicted model, not a curated record